GUCCCCAUUUUUCCCUCUGUCCAUCACUCAUGCGCAAUUCCUACAAAGAUCCCAACACUUCCCUCUACCCUUGAAUUCCUAGGAACAUCCUUCCCACCCCAUCAUUAUCACCAAGCUGAAACAAAUUGGGCAAAUUGGUACCUUGACGUGGGCGUUGCCAUUCCAACCGAACCAGUCGCCGGCCAGGGGUAACACACAAACAAAGGUGACAUCAUCGUCCGACCCGCACGGCGUCCAAGCUCCUCCCGCAUCCACUCUGAGGACCCUGACGACCCCGAAAGGAAACAUCCGUCAGAGCAACAACAACAAACAUCAUCAACUCCAAAGGGAAUUGAUUCGAAACAGAAAGUUUCCUAGCCUCGAACCACACUUGGUACCCAUCACGGCGACCUUCCUCCUACUACGACUGUCCACACCCGCAUCAAAAUCCGUAUCGUCAUCCGACAACUGCUCUACCUAUUCUAGAUUGUUCCCCACAUCAUCGACGUCGUCGCCAUUACCACCACCUCCCCCAGUAUAUCUCCAAUACCGCGUUGCGAUCUCUUCACCGAUCGCCUACUACAGAAGAAUACCCAACCCAGCAGACUAUCGAGUCGCCAUGGGCCGCUGGAAAGAGCUCGACACAGACGCCGACCGUCUACCCGAGAACAUGACCCGCAUAGGCUACGACGCGGAUACCCAGGUCUACACCUACCGCGACAACACCGAUGGGACCCUAUGGGAGGGCGCACCCGGCGCCACCUACGGCAAACUCUUCCCAGUCAAGCCUCCGACGCCAUUACCUAGUGUCGAGGUCCCAGAGGUCAACAACGGUACAGAACCAGGCUAUGUCCUUGAAGAAGGGCCGGAUCACGAUCCAUUUGGUGACCAUAACGCGGUACGACGGGACGACGAGAAGCCUAAACGAGGAUAUAGCACGAGGAAGAGGGUGGAUUCUGUCAUGGAUCGAAUUGCUAGUAUCAGGGAGAAGCCGGAUAGGAGGCCCAGUCGCAGGGAGAGUCGAAGGGAAAAGGCAGAUGCCGGAUACGGCGACGAGAAGGAUUUGGGGAGGAGAAACACCACUAAGAAGGAGCGUGACGGCCACCACUACUCGGAAAAAGAAACCCUCCCCCGCUCCAACACGACUCGCACAAGCCGUGCUGCCUCCACCCCCAGUUGGGACCCUCGGCCAUCGCCACCACAAGAACAAGACGGAAGCUCGAAGCUGAAGCGAGCAGGUACCCUCUCCCGCAUCUCUCGCUUCCUAACAGGCAAGCGCAAAGACGCUGAUCCAGACUACGACGUGACUCCGGGAACUGGAGGCGCAAGUAACGGCGGGAAUGCGAAUGGGUCUAGAGUACAUCGUUGGGCGACAGGGAGGAGGCAAAGAGCCACAACUUUUGACGACAUUCUGGCGGGAAUUCCGGGGCAGCAUUGAGUAUCCGGCAUGGAACAUGACAGCAGCACUGGUGGGGUGAGGGCACGUCUGGUGUCUUUGGGGCUGACGUGUAUAGGUUGGACCAACCGUCUCUUGAAAUAUCAUUUUCCGGCGGCCAGCCCGGGGAGGUGUCCUUGCCUUGUUCUACACCUUACUUAGUCUUCUACUCUCAUCUCCAUUAGAGCAAUACAUUACAGUUAGAGAAA
Molecule: messenger RNA, 1623 nt
Organism: Neurospora crassa OR74A
Lineage: Eukaryota; Fungi; Ascomycota; Sordariomycetes; Sordariales; Sordariaceae
Exons: 1
Coding region: 599-1417 (272 amino acids)
Source: RefSeq, a predicted model, not a curated record